Penicillium soppii is the source of this 4374-nucleotide messenger RNA. It is a transcript of the gene smc4, whose product is annotated as condensin subunit SMC4. Gene Ontology annotation, molecular function: ATP hydrolysis activity; protein binding; ATP binding. The coding region runs from base 1 to 4374 and encodes 1457 amino acids. Gene Ontology annotation, cellular component: chromosome. Gene Ontology annotation, biological process: mitotic chromosome condensation. The transcript is spliced from 4 exons. The record is from RefSeq and is a predicted model, not a curated record. Lineage: Eukaryota; Fungi; Ascomycota; Eurotiomycetes; Eurotiales; Aspergillaceae.
AUGGCUUCUGUCGCAAAGGGCCGGCCAUCGCGCCGGUCUGCUCCCCGCCGGAGCUAUGUCGUUGAAGAUACAUCUGAAUCGGAGGACCUCGGAAAUGUCACACCAACACAAGAUGCACACGACGAUGACGACGACGAGGAGGAGCAAGAGGAUUACACACCAGUUCCCAAGAAAGCAAAAAGAGCCUCGGGCAAGAGAAUGACUCUGGAGCCCGUGACACCGUCUACUGUCCGCGCAACCGGCAAACCCCAAGAAGCAUCAACGGAUGAUUCCGAUGCGAUGGAUACAGAUGCCGAUGCCAACACCGAUGCAAUGGACGCGGAUGAGAUGGAUGUCGACGAAAAUGACGAGGAUGAUGAGAAUGACGAAGGACUUAGUAUUGCUUCAAUGGAGGCCGAUCCUGAAUCGCCUUCUAGCAAAGCGGCUUUGAAAAGAAAAAGUAUGGCUCACCCCCGCAAGAGUCGUGGCUCAAUCACACCCAAACCAACAAACGGCUCACUUCCAACUCCAGAGCCUUCCCAAUCACCAGAGCCUCAUGUGCGCACACAACGAGCCAGCGUGCCGCCUUUGUCUGAUAUCACCGAAUCCGCCGUCAACCAGAGCCAGUCUCCGUCGAAGCAACUGGAAGAACCCAAAUCCCAGAUUUCUAUCAUCAACCCGAACUCAACAGUCCUUGAGAGACCCAUGGAUAUUGUGGCGAAGUCCAGAACCCAGGCCCCCCAAGCACCCGAAGAGCCCGAGGGCCCCAAGCCCCGAAUGAUCAUUGAGAACCUUAUUCUGACAAACUUCAAAAGUUACGCGGGACAGCAGAUUGUUGGUCCAUUCCACGCCUCAUUUUCAUCUGUUGUCGGACCCAACGGCUCCGGAAAGUCCAACGUCAUUGACUCGCUCUUGUUUGUGUUUGGCUUCCGUGCCAGCAAGAUGCGACAGGGAAAAAUUUCCGCACUGAUUCACAAUUCCGCCCAGUAUCCCAAUCUUGCAUUUUGUGAAGUGGAGGUGCAUUUUUCUCAGGUUAUUGAUUUGCCUGAAGGUGGCCAUGAAGUGGUCCCAGAUUCCCAACUGAUUGUUUCCCGACGAGCGUUCAAGAACAACACCAGCAAGUAUUACAUGAACAAGAAGGAAACCAACUUUACCGCCGUGACAACUUUUCUUCGGGACCGAGGAAUCGACCUCGAUCACAAGCGUUUCCUGAUCUUGCAGGGUGAAGUUGAGUCGAUCGCUCAAAUGAAGCCCAAGGCCGCCAACGAACACGACGAAGGCCUACUUGAAUAUUUGGAAGACAUUAUCGGAACCUCGAAGUACAAGACCCCCAUCGAUGAAGCAGCCACCGAGCUCGAAACCCUGAAUGACGUAUGCGUGGAGAAGAACAACCGUGUCCAGCACGUGGAGAAGGAGAAGUCCGCCUUGGUAGAUAAAAAGGACAAGGCUCUCGCCUAUAUUCGCGAGGAAAACGAAUUGGCCCAGAAACAGUCCGCACUCUAUCAAAUCUACAUCGACGAGUGUGCCGACAAUGUCCGCGUCACGGAAGAGGCGAUUCUCCAAAUGCAAGAGCUUCUGAACAUGGAACUCGAGAAACACGAAGGAAAUGAAUCUGGCAUCAAAGAGCUCGAGAAGGCCUACAAAAAGGGCGUCCGUCAUUACGAGUCUAUGGAGAAGGACACCCAGACUCUGCUCAAGGAAAUGGCGAAAUAUGACAAAGAGUCUGUUAAGUUCGAGGAGAAGAAGAAGUUUUUACUGGGCAAACGGAAAAAGCUGGAGAAAGCCAUGCAGACCAGCCGUCUCGCUGCUUCAGAAUGUCAGAGCCUGGUUGAGAAGUUCACUUCUGACAUCGAGAAGAAGACUGACGAGACUACUCAGCUUGAGAAUGAGAUGGUAACAGAAGAAAAGGAACUGAACUCGAUCCGUGAGGGCCUCAAAGGAAAAACCCAGGGACUUUCAGAUCAGAUUGCUACUAAGCAAAAGUCUCUUGAGCCCUGGAACGCAAAGAUCAACGAAAAACAGUCUGCUGUUGCCGUUGCCCAGAGUGAACUCGAUAUUUUACGUGAGCGUGGAAACGCUGGCGCUGUUCUUCUCGAGGAGGCACAAGGAAAAAUCGUCACGAUCGAAGAGAGUUUACAGUCAAAGCAACAAGACCUUGAAGAGCGACAAGCCCAGAAGGAGAAAUUGGAAUUUGAGGUGGAAAAGCUCAAACAUGACCUCAAGAAGUAUGUUGGCCGUGAGCCCGAAGUUCGCUCGCAUGUCUCAAGUGCCCGGCAAAAGGCAGACGAAGCUAGAGUUAGCUUGGCCAGCACCCAGAAUCGUGGAAGUGUUUUGACUGGCCUGAUGCGGCUCAAAGAGUCGGGCCGUAUUGACGGUUUCCAUGGCCGACUUGGUAACCUCGGUACGAUUGAUGAGGAGUACGAUGUCGCAAUUUCUACAGCCUGUCCUGCUCUCGAUAAUAUGGUUGUCGAAACCGUGGAGGUUGGUCAGCAGUGUAUCGACUAUCUGCGCAAGAACAAUCUUGGCCGAGCCAACUUCAUUCUUCUUGAUCGCCUUCCUCGCCGCGAUAUGUCUACCAUCUAUACCCCUGAGAGCGUUCCUCGUCUGUUCGAUCUCGUCAAGCCGAAGGAUCCUAAGUUUGCACCGGCUUUCUACAGUGUGAUGCAAAACACAUUGGUUGCAAAGGACCUGGAGCAAGCCAACCGUAUCGCCUACGGUGCCCGGCGUUGGCGAGUGGUCACCCAAGACGGUCAGUUGAUUGACGUCUCAGGAACCAUGAGUGGUGGUGGUACUCGUGUUGCUCGAGGCGGUAUGUCGUCAAAGCAAGUCGCAGAUACCACAAAGGAACAAGUAUCUCGCUUGGAAUCAGACCUUGAGGAUCUGGAAAGAAAAUUCCAGGCGUUUCAAGAGAAGCAGCGCAAUGUGGAGGCUCAGAUGAAGGAAAGAUCAGAGGAAAUCCCUCGCGUCGAGACUAAGAUCCAGAAAAUCUUGAUCGAAAUUGACAGCACCAAACGCAGUCUUGUUGAUGCGCAGCGUCGUGUCAAGGAACUGAGCGCACAGCACAAACCAUCAGACUCCGACGAAGGUCAAAUUGCUGCCCUCGAGAAGCAAAUCAACAAGGCCCAAAGAGAAAUUGAGAAGCUCAACGAUGAGAAGAGCGGCAUCGAGGAAGAGAUUCAAGCACUGCAGAGCAAGAUCAUGGAAGUUGGUGGUGUUCGACUCCGUGGUCAAAAGGCCAAGGUUGAUGGCUUGAAGGAGCAGAUUGGCAUGCUUGCCGAGGAGAUAUCCAACGCCGAGGGCCAGCAGGCCAAGAAUGAAAAGCUCAUCAAGAAGCACACCAAAGCACGCGAUGUCUCGGAGCAAGAGAUUGGCCAAAUCAAUGAUGAGUUGGAGAAGCUCGAGGAGGAUGUUUCCAACCAGGCCAACGAAUCCUCCGACUGGAGACAGAAGGCCGAGGAAGCCCAAGAGGCAUUGGAGACUCAAAAGGAUGAGCUCACAACUCUGAAGGGCGAGCUUGACGCAAAGGUGACCGAGCUUAACGAAACUCGAGCCACCGAGAUCGAGAUGCGUAACAAGCUGGAAGAGAACCAAAAGGCAUUGGCCGAAAACCAGAAGCGCAGUCGCUACUGGGAGGAGAAGCUCUCCAAGUUGACAGUUCAGAACAUCAGUGACAUUGGUGAAGAGCAAGAGCCUGCUGAACUCCAGAUGUAUACCAAGGACGAGCUGGAGGCCAUGAAUAAGGAGUCUCUGAAAGCCGUCAUUGUUACCCUGGAAGAGAAGGUCCAGAAUGCUUCAGUCGAUCUAUCGGUCAUUGAAGAAUAUCGUCGCCGAGCCGCCGAGCAUGAAUCCCGCUCAGCAGAUUUGACCACCGCGUUGACGUCACGGGAUGGAGCUAAGGCUCGCUUGGAUGGACUUCGAUCUUCUCGUUUAAAUGGAUUCAUGGAAGGAUUUGGAAUCAUCUCUUUGCGCCUCAAGGAGAUGUAUCAGAUGAUCACCAUGGGUGGUAACGCUGAGUUAGAGUUGGUCGAUUCUUUGGAUCCCUUCUCCGAAGGUAUUUUGUUCUCAGUCAUGCCUCCCAAGAAGAGCUGGAAGAACAUUGGCAACUUGUCUGGUGGAGAGAAGACUUUGUCCAGUUUGGCGCUCGUCUUUGCUCUGCACCACUACAAGCCCACUCCGCUCUAUGUCAUGGACGAGAUUGAUGCCGCCCUGGACUUCCGAAAUGUUUCUAUUGUCGCCUCAUACAUCAAGGAACGGACGAAGAAUGCUCAAUUCAUUGUCAUUUCGUUGCGAAACAACAUGUUCGAGCUUGCUGCCCGACUUGUCGGUGUUUAUAAAGUUAACCACAUGACCAAGAGUGUAACGAUCGAGAACCGGGAUUAUAUUACCGGUCGUUAA